UCUCUCCUCAUCUCCUCACUUCCCCCGCUCCUCAUUCCCGCAUUCUCCACGCCGCCGCCGCCGCCGCCUCCCGUCCUCCCGUCCCCUGGCGCAGCCACCAUGCCUUCUCCCUCUAUCCUUUCCUCCUCCCAUCCCGUUCGCCAUCACAGGGAGGAAUGAGCGGAUCGAGGACCUGCCGCUCGCGCCGCCGCUUCUCCAUCGAGGUUGCGCGUACAUAAUUAGGAGGAGAGGAUGCUGCCGCUGCUCUUCUGGGAGGAGCACGCCGUCUACAGGAAAAGGCCAGGCAUCCGCGACGCCGACCGCAGGCGCCGCCUCCGCAGCGACGAGUUCGUCGCCGUCUGGGUGCGCCAGACCCGCGACGUCGCCUUCGAGGCCGAGGACGCGCUCAACGACUUUCUCCGCCACGACCUCUUGGCGCGCGUCCGCCAGAUCAGGAAGCGGCUUGAAAAGAUCUCCGCCAACCGCGCCGCCUACCACAUCGAGCACGCGGCCUCGCCCGCCUGGGCCGUCUCCUCCGCUACCACCCUCGCCGCCUGGCGGUACCUUGUCGUCGUGGACGGCAGCAUCGCGGUUGCCGACUGGAACAGCCUCCGGGCGUCGCUCCUUGACGAGGGCAAUGGCAGCAGGGUGGCGCUGGUCACCGAUGCGGCGGGGCUGGAGGUGGUGGGCUAUGCUGGCGGGCUGACGUACGACCCCAUCGAGCUCACGCGGCUCAGCCCGGAGAACACGUACGAGCUGUUCCGGCGCCGGGUGCCAAUUACUAAGGAGAGUCAACUUUAACUGGCUGGUCCUAAGGAUCGGGUUACAUGUUACUGACCCCUGGCUUCAAGAGUAUCAGACCAGGCAAGCAGCGGCGGCGCCGGACUGGUCACCCCUGCACCACCAGUCUUCCUUCGGGUAACUUACCACAGGAAAGUGCUUCUGCCAUUUCUUAUCGCUUGUGAUUCCGCUCGUUCUGACCAUGGUUGUUGCCUUUUCCUCUUUUCAUGUAAAAUCGUACUGCAGAGGCAUCUUGUGCCCACCAUGAACAGCGGUGAGGUCUUCGAUCGAGCCUCCCCAAGCGUUGUCUAACGCAUGCGUGCCUGCUUCUUGCAGCGCAAAAUCUAUCAUGUCAUGUACUCAAUUACAGCGGCCAUGUCGUGACUGUGGCACGUGGACUUCUUGCACAAGCGCAACCUCUAGCCCAAGCUACUGCAUUGUUUGGAUUUGGCACUUGGUUGUUAGUCGCUGCUGAGCUAUUGCAAGUGAAUCUAUUUAUUUAUGCCUUACAAGUGCUCAACUGAUUGAUGGCAAUGACACGAUGAUAACUAACAAUCACUAUUUGGACUUAUCAUGAUGUAUAGCUGUGAAUUAUAUAUUGUGUAUUGGAUAGUUAGGACUGGAUCAGGUCCAUGAAUCCUAUGUGGUACUACCGCUAUGGCCUGAUUUUGUAAUGUUGUAAUGAUGCUUUUGGUAUUUUCUGUUGUUUUUCCAAAUAUACACCAAUGUCAUGUAAUGAAACUUCAUUGUAUGGCACUGUAUCGAACCAAUAUAUGUUUUUUUUCUAAA
This is a messenger RNA of Triticum aestivum (bread wheat), 1548 nucleotides long. RefSeq lists its product as uncharacterized. The record is from RefSeq and is a predicted model, not a curated record. Lineage: Eukaryota; Viridiplantae; Streptophyta; Magnoliopsida; Poales; Poaceae. Gene Ontology annotation, molecular function: ADP binding. The transcript is spliced from 7 exons. Bases 232 to 780 code for a protein of 182 amino acids.